Messenger RNA from Cuscuta epithymum, 1104 nucleotides. The record is from the annotation of a GenBank genome assembly. Lineage: Eukaryota; Viridiplantae; Streptophyta; Magnoliopsida; Solanales; Convolvulaceae.
AUCUACUAGAUGCAAAUCCCAUAUAAAAAUGCUAUAUGUUUCAUAAAAUAGAAACCGUUGCCAAUAUUUUCAAUUUUAAAAGGUUAUAUAUCCAUUUCUCCCAAUAUUUUCAAUUUUAAAUGACAAGAACCCAAAGCCAGUAUUCUUAUGGUUUUUGAACUUUCUCAAGAAAACCGGAACGGCAGAACAACUGAAUCUAAUUACCUCCCGAGGCAGGAGUAAUGUCCGUGACGCUUCACACGAAUCUGGGCGACAUAAAGUGCGAAAUAUUCUGUGACGAGGUUCCAAAAACUGCGGAGAAUUUUUUGGGGUUGUGUGCAAGUGGCUAUUAUGAUGGGACCAUAUUCCACCGGAAUAUUAAGGGUUUUAUGAUCCAAGGUGGUGAUCCCACAGGGACAGGAAAAGGUGGUGCAAGCAUUUGGGGGAAAAAGUUUAAUGAUGAGAUACGGGAAACACUCAAGCAUAAUGCUAGAGGUAUAUUAUCAAUGGCCAACAGUGGUCUAAAUACAAAUGGUAGCCAGUUCUUCAUAAGUUAUGCGAAGCAACCUCAUCUCAAUGGAUUGUAUACUAUCUUUGGAAAAGUUAUUCAUGGGUUUGAUGUCCUUGAUGUCAUGGAAAAGACCCCAUGUGGACCAGGGGAUCGACCACUUGCUGAGAUUAGAUUAAGUCGAGUUACAAUACAUGCAAAUCCACUUGCUGGCUAAAUCCGUUAUGGGGUGCGAGAAGUGAUACAUACAUGCUACUCCCCUUUGGAACCUCCUUUUGAAUAGUCAUAUUGGUCCAACCAUGAACCACCUCAUCUGCAUAUUUUGACAUCGUCGUUGACAUCAUUACCAUAUCCCUAACAUGAUCUAUGCACGCCAAAUUUACAUUCAUAUGGAAUGAUUUUACUGUAACUGUGUUUAGCUAUAUUGUAUUAAAUGUGACCAUUGAUGCAUUACAUUUGCUCGGCUUUUGCAGUUUGUGCAUUGUCUAAACAUUGGUUUGCUAGAUCUGAAUCUUUUUCAUCAGUUUACAACUUAACUAACUGAUGGUGAGCAAGCCACAGAUGCUUCACAUCAUACAAUCUUCAAACUGCCGCAAUAUCUUUCCACGGAUUUUUAA